Linnemannia hyalina is the source of this 1611-nucleotide messenger RNA. Lineage: Eukaryota; Fungi; Mortierellomycota; Mortierellomycetes; Mortierellales; Mortierellaceae. The record is from the annotation of a GenBank genome assembly.
AUGGCCGGCUGCUACUCCUCCUCAGCAAGCGCACCCCUCCACGCCCUCGCAAACCAGUUCCUCGGCGAAUCGACCUUCUCGGCCAAAACAUCCCUCUUCCGUCCUUCUUCGUCGUCAUCGGCUUCUUCUUCGUCAACACGGUAUCACCACCAAGGACAGGGACAAGGACAAGGUCAAGGAUACCACCCAGGAGGACUCUUCCCCCGCCAGCACCUGCAACAACAACAACAACAACAACAACAACACUAUGCCAAACACCAAUUGGCUACCAACAAACACAAGACAAUCGAUGAUAACACUGCAUUCGAACACGCCUGGUCAACUUCCUCCUCAGUCCAACAGGACCAACUUCGCCACCAUUAUCAGGCAGAUCCGUGGGCAACACAGUUCAGCAACACAAACCAAAGACCGAUACCCAAUCAGCGUCAUCUCCAGGACCUCGAUUUGAUCUCCUCUUGGGACCAUGCCUUAUCGACGACAGCCGGUCAACAUGCUAUCUCCUCCGGAGGAGGUGGCGCUCUCCUUCCUGGACAAGAUCUGUCCACUGAAGAGUUUGACGCCUACUACUAUCAGUCCCCUUCUGAAGAAGCCCUCGCCGACAGUCUCUGGGCCCAAGAGAUGGUCCACACCGAACCAGUUCCCUCUUCUUCUGCAACGCUCCUUCAGGGUGCCAACAGCCAAACCGAGGAAAGCGAUGACGACGAGGACGAGUUCCGGGAAGAAUGGAAUAACGACCACUUCACCCAGGCCUACAUCAACACCCACCAAUCCCAAUUCCGCCAGAUCGAAGAGCAAGACCGUCUCAAGGAGGCUCGACUUGCCGAAGAGCGUGAGCGCCAGCGGGUCACCUCUGGUGGUCCCCCUCGGUCUUCAUAUUCGUGGAUGAUGACCGGCGUCCCUUCGCCUUCUACCGCCAUGGACACUGCCGCCUCUGCUGCUGCUGCCAACUCGGAUGGCCAGAGUCGGCUACGAGUUCCAGGGUUGGACUCAGAAGAGAACUUGUACCAGCAUUCUCAUCCAGGAAACUCCAGCGACUUUUGUGUGAGUGAGUUCGAGUCCUUCAACUACACCCCUACUAUCAUGAACUCCACAACACCCAAUUCGCACCACUAUCAUCUCCACCAGGAACAGCCAGCUCCCUUGAAACCCAUCCGAGCAGAAGACCGCUUCCUCUCCCUCGUCAAGGACAUUCACUUCGCAGAACAGACCUACUACCCCCCCGCAUCCUCCGCUACCGUUCCCUCUCAAGACCUCGACGUCGACCUUACUACCCUAGCUGCGGCUGCUGCCCACCUCUCUCCUUUUGUAACAGUAUCGACCAACAGCGCAUGGGCUCAAGAGUUCGCCACCGCCACCCCCAUCGAUCACCAACACCAGGCUCCUAAAAAGUUUCUGGCCGCAGAAUGGAAUUGGGAAAAGAUCUUUGGAAAGGACCCCCGGAAACAACUCGACUCUGCAGCCACCACCGCAACCGUCGCAGCAUCAGCAGCAGCAGCAGGUGGAGCCACAAUGGAUGAAAAUGAGCGUCUUAAGGCUGUGGCAUUGGCGCGCCUCCAGGCCGUCUUCAAGCAUCUCACCCUCGCUCCUUCCUCGACUGUAUCUCCUCCAUGA